Messenger RNA from Colletotrichum truncatum, 372 nucleotides. Its product is annotated as transcriptional elongation protein. Gene Ontology annotation, molecular function: RNA polymerase II complex binding; zinc ion binding. The record is from RefSeq and is a predicted model, not a curated record. Gene Ontology annotation, biological process: transcription elongation-coupled chromatin remodeling; regulation of transcription elongation by RNA polymerase II. Gene Ontology annotation, cellular component: nucleus; DSIF complex. Lineage: Eukaryota; Fungi; Ascomycota; Sordariomycetes; Glomerellales; Glomerellaceae.
AUGUCGACCGAUAACUUCGUCGCGCCCGGCCAGCAGCGUUACCUGCGCGCCUGCAUGGUCUGCUCUAUCGUGAUGACCUAUGCCCGUUUCCGUGACGAGGGUUGCCCCAACUGCGAAGACUUCCUCCACCUCGCUGGCUCGCAGGACCAGAUCGAGAGCUGCACUUCGCAGGUCUUUGAGGGCCUCAUUUCUCUCGCCAACCCCAACCGCUCCUGGGUCGCAAAAUGGCAACGUCUCGAUAACUACGUGAAGGGUGUCUAUGCCAUCAAGGUCUCCGGCCAGUUGCCUGAUGAGAUCCGCAACACGCUCGAGGAGGAGUAUAGGAUACGCUACAUCCCGCGUGACGGAACGGAGACCGAGGUCGAUAACUAG